GCAGUUGAACAUAAUAUGUUUCUUUCACAUCCCGUGCUUAAUCAGUUGUAUCCCGACUAAUGUAUUCUCUAAUGAAAGGUGGCAUUUACUGGGAACUACAACGAGUAAUUUGGGUUUGCAACGGAUGUUGAUGCAGUGGUCUAUUUGAUGCUGGUCAAUGAUAUGAUUCACGGGCUUUUUCCUGAAGCUUUGUCGAUAGGUGAAGAUGUCAGUGGAAUGCCAGCCUUUUGUAUUCCGCUCAAAGAUGGAGGAAAAGGGAUGAAGAUUGGAAAAUGGGAGAUAUUAUACACACAUUAACAAACAGUGGAUGGAAAAAUGCGUCUCCUAUGCAGAAAGUCAUGACCAAGCUGUUGUUGGUGAUAAAACUAUCGCAUUCUGGUUGAUGGAUAAGGAUAUGUAUGAUGUCAUGGGAUUGGAUAGACCAUCCACACCUGUAAUAGAUCGUGGAAUAGCCUUGCACAAGAUGAUCAGGCUUAUAACAAUGGGAUUAGGUGGGGAAGGAUACUUAAAUUUCAUGGGAAAUGAAUUUGGACAUCCUGAGUGGAUAGAUUUUCCUAGAGCUGAUCAAUAUCUUCCUAAUGGCCAGGAAAUGGCUUCAGUUAUGACAAAUGCAGGCGUAGAUUUGAUCUGUUCAUGAGAUCAGAGCAUCAAUACAUAUCCAAGAAAGAAGAAGGAGACAGAAUAAUUGUAUUCGAGAGGGAUGACUUAGUGUUCGUCUUCAAUUUUCAUUGGAGCUGUAGUUAUUCAGAUUACCACCGAGUAGUAGGCUGCUGGAAAA
Salvia splendens (bonfire salvia) is the source of this 778-nucleotide messenger RNA. Its product is annotated as 1,4-alpha-glucan-branching enzyme 2, chloroplastic/amyloplastic. The transcript is spliced from 6 exons. The record is from RefSeq and is a predicted model, not a curated record. Gene Ontology annotation, cellular component: cytoplasm. Gene Ontology annotation, biological process: starch metabolic process. Gene Ontology annotation, molecular function: 1,4-alpha-glucan branching enzyme activity. The coding region runs from base 308 to 637 and encodes 109 amino acids. Lineage: Eukaryota; Viridiplantae; Streptophyta; Magnoliopsida; Lamiales; Lamiaceae.